This is a messenger RNA of Saccostrea echinata, 1668 nucleotides long. RefSeq lists its product as uncharacterized. Lineage: Eukaryota; Metazoa; Mollusca; Bivalvia; Ostreida; Ostreidae. The coding region runs from base 1 to 1668 and encodes 555 amino acids. The transcript has a single exon. Gene Ontology annotation, biological process: protein polyubiquitination; proteasome-mediated ubiquitin-dependent protein catabolic process. Gene Ontology annotation, molecular function: ubiquitin protein ligase activity; protein binding; zinc ion binding. The record is from RefSeq and is a predicted model, not a curated record.
AUGGACCCCCGUACCAGUGCCCAGGACGUGAUGCGAUGUGACCUGUGUGAGACCGCUGUGGUACAGAUGCACUGUGAUACAUGUCUUGUCAACCUGUGUAAGGCCUGUGUGGGAGAACAUUUUUCUGCUGAUUUCUCAACACCACAUAAAAUAGUUGAUUUCAAGGCUAGGAAAUCUACUUUGAUUUACCCUAAUUGUGUGUCACAUGAUGUUGAAUCAUGUGAAAUGUACUGUAACGAAUGUGACAUUCCCGUCUGCAACACUUGCAUUGCAUCUGAUCAACAUCUAGGUCAUAAAUUAUUGAAGAUUUUAGAAGUUUUGAGUAAAAGAAAAGAAAAGAUUAUGAAGGAUCGUACAGAAUUAAAUGAAACAAUCUAUCCGACAUACCAGGGCAUUGCCUGUGAUGUAGAAGAGAGAUUAUGUCUCUUACAAAAGGAAUACAAAAAGCUUUCAACAGCCAUAACAAAACAAGGAGACAUUUGGCAAAGGGAAAUUAAUGAAUUUGUCAAUAAACUAAAAUCUAAAACUGAUGAAAUGAAAAACAAACAGUUAGAAACUCUGCAGAAACAUUUUGAUGAAGUAAAGCAGAAAAUCUCCGACAUCCAGGAUGAAAUCAAUUCAAUCGAUGUUGCUUUAAAUUCUACAAAUAUUUCUGAAGUGUUCAGUAUUUUGUCUCCAGUGGAUAAAUACAGAAAACUUCCGAAGAAAAUCAUGUUUUCUGUCCCUAAAUUUUCCCCCAAUAAAAUACAGGAAGAUCAUUUGUACAAUUUUAAUCCAGGUAUUUUAGAAGAGCAUGAAUACAACCUGAUAACAAAAUCAGAAUCACCAGAAGCUGGAUCCUUUCCUCCAGUCAAACAGCUGCUUGAUCAACCAGAGACUGUCACCACCAUAGACACGGGGUAUAGAAACCUUUAUAAUGUGGCCUGUCUGAGUAAUGAAGAAAUCUGGACAAGUGGAAAUGGCAGCAUCUUGAAACUUUUCAGCAUCAAUCAGGGAUCACUACUCAAGUCAAUCACAGCCAAGUCAUGGACAAGACCAGAGGGCAUCGCAGUGACAAAAAAGGGAGAUCUAGUCUAUACUGAUCAGUUUGAUAAAACUGUGAACAUUUUGAAGAAUGAGAAGAUAGAGGAGGUGAUCAAACUACAGAACUGGGUGCCUAGCGGUCUCUGUAGUACCUAUUGUGGGGACCUGUUGGUAACUAUGUACAUUCAUAACAAGCAAUCAAAGGUUGUCCGUUAUUCUGGAUCUACAGAAAAACAAACCAUUCAGUUUGAUGAGACUGGUAAGCCUCUCUUUUCGUUCGGUACUUACGAUAAUUUUAUCAGUGAAAAUCUGAACCUUGAUAUCUGCAUGACUAACAGUGAAACAAAAGAAGUAGCUGUGGUCAGUCAGGCCGGGAAACUGAGAUUCAGGUACACUGGACAUACUAUUGCUCCAAAGAACCAACCAUUCAGUCCACGAGGAAUCACCACAGACAGUCAGAGUCACAUCCUUACAGCUGAUUAUAACAAUCACUGUGUCCACAUCAUAGACCAGGAUGGACAGUUCCUCCGUUACAUAGACUGUGGACUGAGUAAACCGUAUGGACUGUGUACAGAUAAAAAUGAUUAUCUGUAUGUUGCUCAACAGUUUGAGAAAGAAGUGAAGAAAAUCAAAUACCUGAAGUGA